GGUGGAGGCAGCAGCAGCGGCCGCCGACGGGGGGAUGGACCACCUGAACUGGAAGCCCUUCAUCUACGGGGGCAUGGCCUCGAUCGUCGCAGAGUUCGGGACGUUUCCUGUUGACCUGACUAAGACCCGGCUGCAGGUCCAGGGUCAGUCCCAGUACACGGAGGUGCGCUACAGAGGCAUGUUCCACGCCCUCUUCAAGAUCGGCAAAGAGGAGGGAAUUAAAGCGCUGUAUUCUGGGAUUUCCCCGGCUCUGUUAAGACAAGCUUCUUACGGGACAAUCAAGAUCGGAACCUACAACACUCUGAAGAGGCUGUUUGUCGAAAAUCCAGAAGAUGAGACCAUGGCCAUCAACGUCUUCUGUGGCGUGGUGUCUGGAGUCCUGUCCUCGUCUCUGGCCAACCCCACCGACGUCCUCAAGAUCCGGAUGCAGGCGCAGGGCAGUCUGCUCCAAGGCAGCAUGGUGUCCAACUUCUACAACAUCUACCAGACCGAGGGCACCAGGGGGCUGUGGAGAGGUGUCAUUCCCACAGCUCAGCGAGCCGCCAUCGUCGUCGGGGUGGAACUUCCUGUCUACGACAUGACGAAAAAGCACCUGCUUAGCUCCGGCGCCAUGGGAGACACCAUCAUGACCCAUUUCAUUUCCAGUUUUGCGUGCGGCUUGGCAGGAGCUCUGGCCUCAAACCCCGUGGACGUGGUCCGGACUCGUAUGAUGAACCAGCGGGUUCUGUCGGGCGCCCCCAUGUACAAAGGAACCCUGGACGGACUGAUGCAGACGUGGAGGAACGAGGGCUUCUUCGCUCUCUAUAAAGGAUUCUGGCCCAACUGGCUCCGACUGGGGCCUUGGAACAUCAUCUUCUUCAUCACCUUCGAGCAGCUGAAGAAGCUUCCGUUUUAACAGGAAACAGGAAGUGGGACUGCGCUGGUCUGUGUGACUGUGUCGGGGGAGACGUGU
This is a messenger RNA of Limanda limanda (common dab), 952 nucleotides long. It is a transcript of the gene slc25a14, whose product is annotated as solute carrier family 25 member 14. The record is from RefSeq and is a predicted model, not a curated record. Gene Ontology annotation, biological process: mitochondrial transport. The coding region runs from base 35 to 895 and encodes 286 amino acids. NCBI's taxonomy places the organism in Eukaryota, Metazoa, Chordata, Actinopteri, Pleuronectiformes, Pleuronectidae. Gene Ontology annotation, cellular component: mitochondrial membrane. The transcript has 8 exons.